Molecule: messenger RNA, 4650 nt
Organism: Triplophysa dalaica
Lineage: Eukaryota; Metazoa; Chordata; Actinopteri; Cypriniformes; Nemacheilidae
Gene: pik3r4
Product: phosphoinositide-3-kinase, regulatory subunit 4
Exons: 21
Coding region: 239-4276 (1345 amino acids)
Biological process (GO): protein targeting to vacuole; late endosome to vacuole transport; macroautophagy
Cellular component (GO): nucleus-vacuole junction; phosphatidylinositol 3-kinase complex, class III, type II; phosphatidylinositol 3-kinase complex, class III, type I
Molecular function (GO): protein binding; ATP binding; protein serine/threonine kinase activity
Source: RefSeq, a predicted model, not a curated record
AUUUCACUUCUGAUAUAAUAACAAACGGAUCUGAUCUUUGACGUCAGUGUCUGUAUUUUGUAUCAUUUCGUACAUUUUGCUAGUAUCGUUAGUAUUAACGCGUUUAAGAUGUAGAUCGUCUUUUGAGUCCGAAAGAAAUGAACAAGAUGUCCAGCUAACCUGUUUUUAUUUGCCAACGCUGGGACCCGAACAUCAGGUAGAGAAUUGUCUUGUGGACGACCAUCUCUAACCCAGUAAGAUGGGGAAUCAGCUCGCAGGAAUCGCUCCAUCGCAAAUACUCGCAGUGGACAGUUACUUCUCAGACAUCCAUGAUUACGAGUAUGACAAGAGCCUGGGCAGUACACGGUUCUUCAAAGUGGCCCGAGCCAAACAUAGAGAGGGUUUGGUGGUGGUUAAGGUCUUCGCGAUCCAGGACCCCUCCCUGCCCCUGACCAGCUACAAGCAGGAGCUGGAGGAGCUGAAAAUCCGACUGCACUCUUGUCAAAACUGUCUCCCUUUUCAAAAAGCCACGCUCACCGAAAAAGCAGCCAUUCUCUUUCGCCAGUACGUGCGUGAUAACUUGUACGACCGCAUCAGCACACGUCCAUUCCUCAACAACGUGGAGAAGAAGUGGAUCGCCUUCCAGAUCCUCAAUGCUGUGGAUCAGGCCCAUAAAUCCGGUGUGCGUCACGGCGACAUUAAAACCGAGAACGUGAUGGUAACAAGCUGGAACUGGGUGCUGCUUACGGACUUUGCUAGUUUUAAACCCACGUACUUGCCAGAGGACAACCCUGCAGAUUUCAACUACUUUUUCGACACGUCGAGGAGGAGGACGUGCUACAUCGCUCCCGAAAGAUUUGUGGAUGGCAGCAUGUUUGCAACAGAAAGCGACCAGACAACUCCGCUUGUGGAUCUCUCCAGCAGUGGCCAGAGGACCAGAGGAGAGCUCAAGCAGCCCAUGGACAUCUUCUCAGCUGGAUGUGUGAUUGCAGAGCUAUUCACAGAAGGAGUUCCACUGUUCGAUCUCUCACAGUUGCUGGCUUACCGUAACGGACAUUUCCAAACCGAACAAGUGCUGAUGAAAAUUGAGGAUCGAUGUAUAAGAGAGCUGGUGUUGCAAAUGGUACAGCGAGAACCAGAAAAACGUCUGACGGCCGAAGAAUACCUGAAACAUCAGCGAGGCAAAGCUUUCCCAGAAAUCUUUUACACCUUCCUCCAACCCUACAUGGCCCAGUUUGCCAAGGAGACCUUCCAGUCCGCUGACGAAAGGGUGCUGGUGAUCCGUAAGAACCUGGAGAACAUUCUCAACAACCUGUGCGGGGAUGCUGGGAAACCAGAAAAACAGGAGAAGGCAUCUGAAGAGCUUAGUUCUUCCAAGGAGCAGGGUCUGGUGGUGCUGGUGUCUGUGAUCACUUCCUGUCUCCAGACGCUGCGCUUUUGCGAUUCCAAGCUGGCUGCGCUGGAGCUGGUACUGCAUCUGGCAGGUCGGCUGAAUGUGGCGAUACUGCUGGACAGAAUCACACCGUACCUGCUGCACUUCUGCAACGACUCCAUGCCCCGCGUCAGGGCUGAAGCCGUGCGCACGCUGACCAAAGUGCUCGCGCUGGUCAAGGAGGUUCCUCGGAACGACGUUAAUAUCUACCCGGAAUACAUCUUGCCUGGGAUUGCACACUUGGCCCAAGAUGAAGCCACGAUUGUCAGACUUGCUUAUGCGGAAAACAUAGCUCACUUAGCUGAGACAGCUCUGCGUUUUCUGGAGCUCGUGCAAGAGAACAAUUUGAGCUCUGAACAAGACGUAAAUGGAGAAGACACAGAAGAAAUCCUUCACCCCAAUGAAAACUACGAUUCGGAGUUGCAGGCACUACAUGAGAUGGUUCAGCAGAAGGUUGUGACUUUACUGAGCGAUCCGGAGAACAUCGUCAAACAGACGCUGAUGGAGAACGGCAUCACGCGCCUCUGCGUGUUCUUCGGCCGGCAGAAGGCCAACGACGUGCUCCUCUCCCACAUGAUCACCUUCCUCAAUGACAAAAAUGACUGGCACCUCCGUGGGGCUUUCUUCGACAGCAUAGUGGGUGUCGCAGCAUAUGUGGGCUGGCAGAGUUCCUCCAUCCUGAAGCCUCUUCUGCAGCAGGGCCUGAGUGAUGUUGAGGAGUUUGUCAUUUAUAAAGCGCUCAACGCUCUUACUUUCAUGUGUCAACUGGGAUUGCUGCAGAAGCCUCACAUCUAUGAGUUUGUCAGUGAUAUUGCUCCUUUCUCGUGUCACCCCAAUCUGUGGAUCCGCUAUGGAGCUGUGGGUUUCAUCACGGUGGUUGCUCAGCAUCUAAACAUCGCUGACGUCUACUGCAAACUCAUGCCCCAUCUCAAUCCCUUCAUCACCCAGCCUAUUAUACAGAUUGAUAUAAAGAUCGUGCUGCUCAGCGUGCUGAAAGAGCCAGUGAGUCGUUCCAUCUUCGACUAUGCACUGCGCUCCAAAGACAUCGGCAACCUCUUCCGACACCUGCUGCUCCGGCAAAAAAAACGCAACGGCUCCAUCCCAGAAUGCCCCAUUCCAGAGGACCCUGCGAUUGCUCAGCUGCUUAAGAAACUUCUGUCACAGGGAAUGACAGAAGCUGAGGAGGACAAGCUUUUGGCUCUCAAAGAUUUCAUGCUCAAGUCCAACAAGGCCAAAGCCAACAUCAUAGACCAGAGUCACCUGAAUGAUGGUGCUCACAGCGGAAUUAUUGAUCUCGGAACGCUGGGCAUCACCGGCCGACAGGUGGACCUUAUCAAACCCAAGCAGGAGUCAGAAGACAAAAGAGAUUUCAUCAAUACUGUCUCUGCUCGCAAACAUACGAAACAGGAUUCUAACUUGAACGAAGAGUGGAAGAGCAUGUUCGGUUCUCUGGAGACGCCCAGCUCCGCCCCGACACCUCCGACGGUACCUGAGAGCGGAGGCGUGCAGCCCAGAAAAGCCACAGCACUCCCCACUAUUCAGGUGGUGCAGUCCGUAACCGGAACGUCUACGUAUCAACGCCGCAUCACCACAUGCAAGGCAGAGCUGCAGCAGCUGGUGCAGCAAAAGAGAGAGCAAUGCAACUCCGAGCGCAUGGCCAAACAGAUGAUGGAAAGUGCAGAGUGGGAAAGCAAACCUCCGUUGCCAGGGUGGCAUCCAAAAGGUCUCCUAGUGGCCCAUCUUCACGAGCACAAAGCCACUGUGAAUCGAAUCAGAGUCUCAGACGAACACUCCAUUUUUGCAACAUGCUCAAAUGAUGGAAGUGUUAAAAUCUGGGACAGCCAGAAAAUGGAGGGCAAGACGACCACCACAAGGUCUGUGCUGACGUAUUCUCGGAUUGGAGGCUUUGUGAAAACAUUGACCUUUUGCCAGGGGUCACAUUACCUCGCUGUGGCAUCAGACAAUGGUUCCAUCCAGCUUCUCGCAGUGGAGGCGAACAAGCCCCCCAAAUCACCCAAAGUCCAGUCCUGUCAGACCAGGUUUUUGGAUCUGAAGGAUGAGGGCUGUGUGGUGGACGUUCAUCACUUUAACUCCGGGCCGCAGACGGUGCUGGCCUACGCCACCGUGAAUGGUUUCUUGGUGGGUUGGGACCUCCGCAGCAACAGCAAUGCCUGGACCCUCCGUCACGACCUGCGUCAGGGACUCAUUACGUCCUUCGCUGUUGACAUGCACCAGUGUUGGCUGUGUGUGGGCACAAGCAAUGGCACUAUGGCAUGCUGGGAUAUGCGCUUUCAGCUACCAAUUUCAAGCCACUCCCAUCCAACCCGAGCUCGAAUCAGGCGGCUGCUCAUGCAUCCACUCUACCAGUCGUCCGUCAUCGCAGCUGUGCAAGGUAACAAUGAGGUGUCCAUGUGGGACAUGGAGACAGGAGACAGGAAGUUUACGCUGUGGGCCAGCUCCACCCCUCCACUUUCAGAGAUGCAGCCAUCUCCUCACAGUGUGAAUGGGAUAUACUGCAGUCCCGCUGAUGGAAACCCUCUGUUACUGACAGCUGGAUCUGACAUGAGAAUCAGGUUUUGGGAUCUGGCCUACCCCGAGAGGUCGUACAUUGUCGCCGGUGGUGCGAAUGACUCUCUUCAUUGUCCUUCUGUGUUUUACAACCGCAAGAUCAUCGAGGGGACGGAAGUAGUACAGGAAAUUCACAGCAAGCAGAAGAGCGGAUCCACCGAAGACACACCUCGCCGUGGCCCCGAGUCCCUCCCUGUGGGCCAUCAUGACAUCAUCACUGACAUCGCUACUUUCCAGACCACCCAGGGCUUCAUAGUCACGUCCUCUAGAGAUGGUAUUGUCAAAGUCUGGAAAUGAGUUGUGCCGUGCCCUUUGUAUGGACGUCCGAACAUGCUCAAUGUGAAUUUAAAUAUGCCAAUUAAUAUAAUUUUGUCUGAAAAUAAAAUACAUUUUAAAAAGAAACUAAGCAAUGUAUCCAGCACCUGUAGUGAGACACAGUAUAAAUGUUGUUUCGGAACAUGUAUAUACAACUUCAGAAUGAAAGACAUGCAAAGUAUGGGACUGAAACUUUCACUGUAAGCGCCGUUAUAGGAAUGCAUACGGUAAAAUAAUGCACAAAAAAAUACACUGUAGUGAUCAGAGUUUUUAUUGUCGAGUACCAGUUAAGUACAUAACAUUACAUUAUAUCCAAUAUAUCAAUAAAAUAAAUUUGAAUGAAAACAGAAUAAUAA